AUGGCCCUGAUGGCUUCACCCGUCGAUUCCCAUUCAUUCGUCCUGACGGCCAAACCGCGCGGGCGUCGCAGCAGGGGCUGCACAACGUGUCGCCAGCGAAAGGUGAAAUGCGAUGAAAAGACGCCCUUCUGUCUCCGAUGCCAGAAUAGUAACCGCGAGUGCCUGGGCUACGAAAGUCCUCAAGUCUUCAUCAAUCAGGUGCUGGCAGCAGCACCAGCCUCAGAACCAGGCCUACGCUCCCAAAACAGAGCCAGAAGAACAGUCCAAGCCUGCUCGACAAAGGCAACGACGAGUUUCUCCACCUCGGGCUUCCCCUUCGACUUCGCCUGGAGGCUCCCGCCUGAAUCCCGAUACUCGCCCCUGUCAGCUCUGUUCGCGAGCUUAAACGGCCGCUCGACGGCCUAUGUUUCCGGUCUAUGUCUGGCCGAGGCGUUUUAUGCGCGGGCCAAUAGGCGACAGGAUCUCAUGGAGCAUGCAACAGCCCUGUAUAGUCGUUCAUUGCAGCGUCUUCGCCAAGACUUGAAGAUGUUGGGCAGAGGUACAUCUGCUGCGUCCAUAUACUCGAAUCUGUGGAGCUCGUUUUUGCUCUGCCUCUACGAGAUUAUAUCUGGUGGGAGUGCGGCCGGGUGGCUAGAGCACUGUCAUGGAGUCGCCGCUCUUGUUGUUAAUUGCCUUAUCAGGCGAAAGCGGUGCUUCCUCGAGACUCUCGAUUGGAAGACUGUCCCCUGGUCUGUCAAGCAAAAAUCGCUGGGCUCCCGCCUGCAAAAUAUCUUCUGCGACAUCCCCGGAAUGAUGGAAGAGGCGGACGAAAUCUUGAGCCAGUCAGCUCAGGGCCAAGAGAUGGGACCCCUGGUUGGGCUUCUACGCGAGAGGGUGUUGAUCUUGAUGCAACAGGCGUGUGAGCUGAGAUGGCAAUGGGAAGCAGACAACUCUAAUGCAUGCAAAGAGGUUCCUUGGACAGAGUCUGGCUCAUCUUCGACAAAAGGCCAGGCACCGUCGCCAUUUCGUACCGUGUUUCACUUUUGGACGAUUGAUCGGGCCAUUGAUAUUGCUUAUUUCGACACGGUCUACCUGCUUCUCGACACCGUGCUCGACCCUCUGAUGCCGGAAUCAGAGCUGUUUUCGGACCUCAGGGAAGUACCUGUACAAACACACGUAGGGCCUUUUCCGAGUCCUUUGCUCCUCCCGUGGCAGGGGAACAGAGAGGAUUAUGCUCUUGAGAUUUGUCGAAUCGUUGACUUUAUGUCUCAUUGUGAGCACGCUAAUUUAGGCAUGUUCAUGCUCAUGUUUCCUUUAUAUAUGGCACGCGUGUGUCUGGUCAGACAUCCGGGAGUUUGUGCCUGGAUAACGAACAUGUUGGAGUCAUUGGUUCCUGAGAAGGGGUUUCACAUCGGACAAUAUUUAGCUGGUCGGAGGAGCCAAGGUGGUGAAAGAGACAAGGGAAUGGCCUACUGA
Molecule: messenger RNA, 1455 nt
Organism: Trichoderma citrinoviride
Lineage: Eukaryota; Fungi; Ascomycota; Sordariomycetes; Hypocreales; Hypocreaceae
Exons: 4
Coding region: 1-1455 (484 amino acids)
Biological process (GO): regulation of DNA-templated transcription
Molecular function (GO): zinc ion binding; DNA-binding transcription factor activity, RNA polymerase II-specific
Source: RefSeq, a predicted model, not a curated record